GAGUGGUGACUGCGCAUGUCAGGGUGCGGGCAGAAGAUAGUGCUCGACAGGCCUGGAGGUGGGCUUACUUUUCUCUAUUUUGUGGCCUAAUUUACUGCUCCCUGCCGCCCUCCCGCCACCACUCCCAUCCCUGAGCCACGAAGGAACGUCCAGCAUGACCCCACAGGCCACACCAGCACUAUGAGAUGGAGGGCACAUAGGCUGGGAUGAUGAGAAGGAACAAGAGCUCUGCCCACAGUGAGCACCCAGCCGACCACAGAGACGGGAGCGGUGACGGUGGGUGUGUGGGAGAGGACCACGGAGGGGGCAGCUGCUGUAGUAGUGGGGGUGGUGGAGACACCAACCAAGACAGCCACCCAGCAGCCUCCAGCCCCUCUAGUGGGGGUGGGAGGGGAGGCACGUUGCCCCCGCCCAUGCACAAAGACAGCUCCCUCAUCCAGCCAGCCUCCCACCCCCCACCUGUUCCCACCAAGGACUCAAACACCAAGGGUAUGAAGGAAAAGAAGCAAUCGACUAACUCCCUGGGGUCUGGGGAUGGGGCCAAGAGUGUUUACAUUGUAGAUGGCAACAAGGUGAAGCCAACCAUCAAGAAGAAGCCAAUCCAGGCAGAUCGUGAUGUCUCCAAGGAAUUUAAUAGGUGCAAGGAGGAUGGUGCCCAGCGUUUGGACCUCAGCAAUUCCAGCAUCAGCCAGCUCCCCUCUUCCAUGAACAAUGUGACACACCUGGUGGAAUUUUAUCUUUACAGCAACAAGCUAGUAACACUUCCCCCGGAGAUUGGCCGUCUGGUGAACCUGCAAACGCUGGGACUGUCCGAGAACUCCCUCACCUCUCUGCCGGACACACUGAUCAACCUGGUGCAGCUCAAGGUACUGGACCUGCGCCACAACAAGCUGACUGAGAUCCCGGAUGUGGUGUAUAGGCUGCCUUCCCUCAUCACCCUCUUCCUCAGGUUCAACAGGAUCAGGGUGGUGGGUGAGGAGAUCAGGAACCUCAAGAAUUUGAUUACCCUUUCCCUGCGAGAGAAUAGGAUCAGGCAGCUUCCCAAUGGGAUUGGGGAGCUCACUCGCCUGGGCACCCUGGACGUGGCCCACAACCACCUGGAGGUUCUGACUGAGGAGAUAGGAAAUUGCAUUUCUCUGCAAACUCUCCACCUUCAGCACAAUGAGCUUGUAGAACUCCCCCAGUCUAUUGGCAACCUGAGGAAUCUGACCUGUCUCGGCCUGAGAUACAACCGUCUGAAAUCAGUUCCACGCUCUCUUAGCAGAUGCAUUAAUCUAGAUGAGUUCAAUGUGGAGGGCAACCAAAUAUCCCAGCUCCCUGAUGGUCUCCUUAGCUCUCUGUCUAAUCUCUCUUCCCUCACACUGUCCCGAAAUUCCUUCAACUCCUACCCAAUUGGUGGCCCAUCUCAGUUCACAAAUGUUCACUCCAUCAACCUGGAGCACAAUCAGGUGGACCGGAUCCCCUAUGGCAUCUUCUCUCGUGCAAAGCAUCUCACCAAGCUCAACAUGAACUACAACUUUCUCACAUCUCUCCCACUUGAUAUUGGCUCCUGGAUGAACAUGGUUGAAUUGAACCUUGGCACAAAUCAGCUGAACAAAGUCCCCGACGAUAUAUCAUGUUUGCAAAAUUUGGAAGUUCUCAUCUUGACCAACAAUUGUCUCAGGAAAAUUCCCUCAAGCAUAGGAAACUUGAGAAAACUGCGAGUGCUGGACCUUGAGGAGAACCGUUUGGAGGGACUGCCUCCGGAGAUUGGCUUCCUGAAAGACCUUCAAAAACUCGUAGUUCAGUCCAACCAACUGUCAGCUCUGCCUCGAGCCCUUGGGAACCUGAUUAAUCUGACGUACUUGAGCGUAGGAGAAAACAACCUGAGCUACCUGCCGGAGGAGAUUGGCACACUGGAGUCCCUGGAGACCCUGUACCUCAAUGAGAACCCCAUGCUGCACAACCUGCCCUUUGAACUUGCCCUGUGCACCAACCUGCAGAUCAUGUCUAUCGAAAACUGUCCCCUCAGCCAGAUUCCCCCUGAAAUUGUUGCUGGAGGUCCAUCGCUUGUUAUCCAGUUCUUGAAGAUGCAGGGACCAUACCGCACCAUGUGAGGCUGCUGCUCCUUCCCUAGAAAAUGUAAAUGGAAGGAACCAAUUGGCAAACGUCAAGAGCAGAUAUUGGUGUAGCUGAUAUUAGAACUGCAGCUCCAUUAACCAAACCCUGCUGCCCCACACCCAGCCCAAGACCAAGGUUUACCGCUAUUGUUGGUGCAGCAGGGCGAAGUUAUUUCUGUAUUCCCCCUGACCCUCUUAUAAAAAUUAUAAAAAAUGUUACACCAUGAAGGUUAACACGCAUCCGGGUCACCUUACAUACGACCUGGCUAAGAGUUAGGGAUGCAAGCUGCCCAUGUGAUAAUGUGCUUUUCUUGUUAAGUAAUAAGUGUUUACUCAAGGCAAGGCAAAGCCAGCCCAGAAACUUAAUUUGACCACUAUUAUUAACUGACCUUGAUGAAGAGGCAGUGGAAGAGGAACACCCCAUCUCGUAGGUGUCGGAAAGCCGUGAGGCGUGCCGGAGCAAGGCCAUCGCCGCCCAUCGUAGCCGACCUUUGUUGGUGUCUGGUGUCAUUGUAUGAGAUGAAAUGGCCAAACUUUUACCACUGCCAGACACCAAGCUUGGCUACAAUGAGUGGCUGACUCCAUGGCCUGGCACAUUGGUCUUGGGUAGCUUCAGUGUGAAGAGUAGGCCCCCAACUUACUACUACUACUGACUGUAGCAACCAGAGAGGACUAGUGCUUGUGCUCAGUGUCAGGUGUUGACUGUGCAUGUGUGACUGCACGUGCAGAGUGCCGGCCAGAGGUAGUGCUGGUGGUGCCGGCUCUGGUCUCCCCCCUACACAAUGUCCUUUACUGACCAUGACGGUAGCCGUGUGUGACUUCUCCCCCGCUCCACACUGGCUACCAGAUGGUGACUGGAAGAUGUUGAAGCAGUGCCCACCACUGGCCCCGCCCACACUCUGCACUGCUUAAGUGUGUAUUUUCUGGUGUAUAUAUGUAACAUAAGCCAGCUACUACUAGGUUGCUUCAAGCCAUAGCUGUUUGUUCCUCUCAAGACACUGUUGCUUCCCAAACCAGUGCUCCUGUGUAUUGGUUUAUGUAUACAUGAGUGUGUGUUUGUGUGCCUGUGUAUGAGGGUGUAUGUGUGCGUGUGUGUGUGUGCAUGUGUGUGUGUGUGUUCAAGUGAAUUUGUAUGUUUACUGUACUGAGUGUUAACUCAUGAAAAUUACACAAAAUAUUAUGUGUGAAUGUGAACAUCAGUAUUUUCUAGAAAAGCCUAAUUUGCUUUGCAGUGUAAAUAAAUGCUUUCACUCAGUCCAGGAAUAACUUACAAAGAUGAAAAUCAGUUGUAUUUUGCUUCCUGUGCCAAGCUAAGGCUUUAUACUAUUUAUGGUAAAUUUAUUUUUGUCCUUGGUUUUCCCCAAAAAAGCUAUUUGAUCUAGUUUAGUGGCAAAGAAAACCACCACCACGAAGGCCACCUUAGCUUGAUACAGGUGUACCUUGUACUGAAUGUUUGUGUCAGUGGCAGCUGGUGGAGGUUUCUUAGUCCCCCUGGAGCCCACUGUAUCUGGCAAGAACAGGACAGCCAAAGAUGACACUCAUGACACUACCAUUGGCUGAGACUCAUCGGUGCUCUACAGUAAGGGUCUCGUUGCCACAUCAACAUUUCAGAGAAAACCAUUUGACUACACAGUGAGCAGUAUACCACACCAUGUCUCAAAGAAAAAUUAUUAAUGCAUUAUAAGUAUUUUUUCCAAUAAGCUGAAACAUGACCAUUGAACACAGUGCAAGGCAAAAUGGGCAUUAGACCAAAGCCACAAAAAUUCUGUAAUUGCAGUGGUCAGCUGACAUGCCCUUGCACAUAAAAUAAGCUUGAACUUUAACAAAAUUAAUAAUUGUUCAAGCUGCUGCUCCUUGGAGAUUGACAGUUCACCAUUAUGAACUGUACAGCAGUUUGAUUUUAGUAUAUCUUUCAGUGACUGCUGUUGUAAACUCCUUGGAGCAGCCGUGGAGAAUAACCUAGUCAGUGUGCGUUGGGGUGGUGUGCCCACAGGCUGGUGUGGAGCCCUGCUUAGGACGCUCCACACCAUCAGUGCUUGUAGCCUCCACCCCACAGACAUAACCAAUGCUUAUUACUCAAAUGGACAUGCCGUGUAUCAGUCGCAUCUCAAAAAUGUUAUUCAAUAAACCUGUAGGAACAAUA
This is a messenger RNA of Portunus trituberculatus (swimming crab), 4242 nucleotides long. It is a transcript of the gene Sur-8, whose product is annotated as leucine-rich repeat protein soc-2 homolog. The record is from RefSeq and is a predicted model, not a curated record. Bases 207 to 2096 code for a protein of 629 amino acids. Gene Ontology annotation, molecular function: protein binding. The transcript has 12 exons. NCBI's taxonomy places the organism in Eukaryota, Metazoa, Arthropoda, Malacostraca, Decapoda, Portunidae.